Messenger RNA from Ceraceosorus guamensis, 1557 nucleotides. RefSeq names its product P-loop containing nucleoside triphosphate hydrolase protein. The transcript is spliced from 8 exons. Gene Ontology annotation, cellular component: Ctf18 RFC-like complex; Elg1 RFC-like complex; DNA replication factor C complex. Gene Ontology annotation, molecular function: DNA clamp loader activity; ATP hydrolysis activity; DNA binding. Gene Ontology annotation, biological process: DNA-templated DNA replication; DNA repair. The record is from RefSeq and is a predicted model, not a curated record. Lineage: Eukaryota; Fungi; Basidiomycota; Exobasidiomycetes; Ceraceosorales; Ceraceosoraceae. The coding region runs from base 195 to 1256 and encodes 353 amino acids.
AUGCUCACUCAUCACUCAUCUCGCCUUCUUCCUCUCCCUCUCUCCAUCAGCUUGGCCUUGCGCUUGCCCCUUUCCUUCCUUCGUCAUCCACUCAUCGCGCACACAACUCUUUCUCUACGCAUACACCGACACACACCACUGCCGUGCACCCCCGCACCCCCCUCCCUCCAAGCAGCAGCCGUCGCCCGCACAAGAUGCUGUACGUGGACAAGCACAGACCCAAACAGCUCUCCGAGCUGCACUACCACGACACGCUUACUCGCAGGCUCAUCUCCUUGGCAUCGCACGAGGAUUUCCCCCACAUGCUCUUCUUUGGUCCGAGCGGGGCAGGCAAAAAGACGAGGAUCAUGUGCCUGUUGAGGGAAUUGUAUGGUCCAGCAACCCAAAAGCUCAAAAUCGACCAAAGGGUAUUCUUGAAUCCGAGCAAGAGGAAGAUCGACGUCAAUGUCGUCAGCUCAAAUUAUCACAUCGAGCUCACUCCAAGCGAUGCUGGAGGCUACGAUAGGCUAGUCAUCCAAGACAUUCUCAAGGAAAUCGCUCAGACGCAGCAAGUCGACACCAAUGCUCGUCAUCGCUUCAAAGUGGUCAUCAUCAACGAGGCUGACUCGCUAUCACGAGAUGCUCAGUCGGCGCUUAGACGAACGAUGGAAAAGUACAUGGGCAACUUGAGGUUGAUCCUCUGCUCCACCAGCACAAGUCGCAUCAUUGCUCCCAUUCGGAGCAGGUGUCUGCUCAUGCGCGUCGGCGCCCCAUCUCAGACAGAAAUGACUGCUGUUCUGCAGCACGUAGCCAAGAGGGAGUCGUUCAGGUUACCAGACUCGACCUGCGAGCAAAUCUUCGCCGACAGCGGGGGAAACGUUCGGAAAGCCAUUCUUGUCUUAGAAGCCCUUCGCAUGCAGUCGCCCGACUUUAGCGGUUCAUUAAGCAUAGCCAAACCGGAUUGGGAGACGUACGCGAUCGCGACUGCGGAUGCUAUCCUAUCGGAGCAAUCCCCGCAGAGGUUGUUGGACGUUCGGGGCAAACUCUACGAACUGCUGGUUCAUGCCAUUCCACCUAGACUCAUCAUCAAGACCAUCACGGACAGAUUGGUCAGGCGGGUGGACGAGAGCUUGCGGCCUUUGAUCGUGGAUAAGGCUGCCUUCUAUGAAAUUCGUGCGAGGCAGGGCACAAAGGCAAUCUUCCAUCUAGAAGCGUUCGUAGCUUCCGUCAUGUCGAUCAUCAAGGCCGAUCUGAUGGGCAUGUCCUUUGACGACUAGGACGGUCAGUCCGUACUCAAUGGCAUGCUGUCUACCAAAAACGCAGAAUUAGUCUGGCAUGCAUCAGCGAUCACAUCCUCGAGACUGGUGACGACGAUCAAAUGAAGAUGUAAAAUAAAUGGCAUUCGGCUAUGCAGCUUCUUGGGUCACUUCCACUUCGCUUCAGGGCAGGCUCGAGCUUGGUCACGGAGCUCGACGAGACCUGAUCGCUGUGACGUGAGUGGACAGAAGCCUUCCCUACACCGCAUGCUUGCCUCUGUGGGAGCUGGCCUGCUUCAACGUUGGCACCUCUACAGUCUCG